Messenger RNA from Aethina tumida (small hive beetle), 1197 nucleotides. RefSeq lists its product as uncharacterized. Gene Ontology annotation, biological process: DNA replication. The transcript has a single exon. NCBI's taxonomy places the organism in Eukaryota, Metazoa, Arthropoda, Insecta, Coleoptera, Nitidulidae. Bases 1 to 1197 code for a protein of 398 amino acids. The record is from RefSeq and is a predicted model, not a curated record. Gene Ontology annotation, molecular function: DNA-directed DNA polymerase activity; DNA binding; nucleotide binding.
AUGCGUGAUUUUGUGGAAAACCAUCCCGUGUUGGCAACAUCACCAAUGAAUCCUCGUGACGGUUUUUAUGGAGGACGAACCGGAAACACUGUUACAUACUACAAAUGUAACAAGGGUGAGCGCAUCAAAUAUAUCGAUGAAUGCUCGUUGUACCCUUUCGUGUUUAAGUACGGCCGAUUUCCUCUAGGACACCCCACAAUUCAUGUAGGAUCUGCAGCCCAGGACACUGAUUUAUCCACCGUAGAUGGCAUGGUGAAAUGUAAAAUUUUACCACCCACGCAAUUGUACCACCCCGUUCUCCCUGUCAGGAUGAAGGGAAAGUUAAUGUUCGCCCUUUGCAACAGCUGUGGUGAAAGUUCACAACAACGUGAGUGUUGCCAUACGGAGGAAGAACGGUCGUUCACCGGGACAUGGGUAAUUGCAGAAGUACUUAAAGCAUUGGAAGAAGGCAACAGGAUUGGGGAAGUGUUUGAAUUGUGGACAUACGAAACGCGUCAGUACAACCAUGCGGCGGGUCAGCCGGGUUUAUUCACAGAAAUGAUGAAUAAAUUCAUCAAAAUUAAACAGGAAGCCUCCGGCUGGCCCACGGAUUGCGUAAACGAUGUGGUUAAACAGCAACAAUACCCUGAUUUUGAAGAAGAUGAAAAAGUGAAACUAACACCGAAACGCAUCGAAAAUAACCCUUAUCUUCGAUCCCUCGCCAAACUAAUGCCGAAUUCGUUCUGGGGAAAGUGUGGACAACGUGAAAACCAACCCCAAACAACCAUCAUCAACGAUCCUCAGGAAUGCUUUGAUUUCCUUGCGCAUCCGUCGAAGAAUGUCAACAGUAUAACUCCUGUUAAUGAACAAACUGUUGUAAUCAACUGGGAGUACGCCGACGAGGCUGUGGAAUCUCUCCCCACUGUGAAUGUGGUAAUUGCAGCUUUUGUUACAGCACAGGCCCGUUUGAAGUUGUACGAAUAUCUAGAGAUGUUGGAUACACGUGUUUUAUACUACGAUACCGAUUCCGUUAUCUAUGUGUCAAACAACCUUUUUCCAGAUCCCCUGACUGGAAAAUUCAUUGGAGAUAUGACCGAUGAGCUGGAGGUAUACGGUAUCGUUUCUACAUCACGGAAUUUGUUUCGGGCGAACCGAAAAAUUACGCAUACUCUGUGUGGUCAACGACAAAGCAAUGUAUCGAACAUGUUUGUAAGGUGA